AUGCGUGCCAAGCAAAGCCACCUGGCAGUGGUGGUGCUGGGGGAUGUGGGCCACUCCCCGCGCAUGCAGAACCACGCCAUCGAGAUCGCCAGCAACACCCAGCACCAGGUGCACGUGGUCGGGUACAUCGAGUCGAUGCCCUGCGAGGAGCUGAUCAACUCGCACUACGUGACCCUGCACGACGCGGGCUGCAAGGCGAUCAACCGGCUGCGCAACUGGCCGCGGGCGCUGUACCCUCUUUACGCCCUGCUGCGGUUCACCCUGGAGUUCCUCUUCCUGCUGUACACUUUCUUCGUGAGGGUGCCGGCCUGCCGCUACUACCUGGUGCAGAACCCUCCCACCCUGCCCGUGCUGCCCCUGCUCGCCCUGGUGGCCUUCCUGCGGGGGGGCCGGCUCGUCAUCGACUUUCAUAACUUCGGCUUCACUCUCAUGCGGGUCAAUCGCAGGCCUGGAGCGCUGGUGAGGACUGCCGAGUUUCUGGAAAGGAGGUUCAGUCGGCUGGCAUAUCGCAGCCUGUGCGUCAGCGAGGCCAUGCGGAAGGAGCUGGCCGGCUGGGGUGUCGAUGCAGCAGUGCUCAGAAAGUACGGGCUUCGGAAGGACGGCUUGCUAGUAAUUAGCAGCACCAGCUGGACCCCCGACUAAGACUUCGGGAUGCUGCUCAAGGCCCUGGAACAGUACGAGCAGCAGACCCACUGCAUCCGGCCAAUCACCUGCGUGAUCACCGGGAAGGGGCCGCAGCGGGCCCGCUACAUGGCGGAGGUGGGGGCCAAGCAGAACGGUUGGAAGAAGAUCAAAGUACAGUCGCUGUGGCUGGACACGGAGGACUAUCCUGUGGUGAUGGCAGCUGCCGACCUGGGCGUGUGCCUGCACUAUUCGAGUAGCGGACUGGACCUGCCCAUGAAGGUGGUCGACAUGUUCGGGGCGGGCGUGCCGGUGCUGGCGAUCGACUACCCGACGAUUUCAGAGCUGGUCCGGGACAACUGCAACGGGCUGAUCUUCAGCAGCAGCCAGCAGCUCUGCCAGCAGCUGACAGCCCUGGCGGGGGACAGCUCCCGGCUGAAUCGACUGCGAGAGGGCGCACAGGAGUGGCGGGGCAAGUCCUUCCACGAUGAGUGGUAG
Messenger RNA from Hippocampus zosterae (dwarf seahorse), 1119 nucleotides. RefSeq lists its product as uncharacterized. Gene Ontology annotation, cellular component: endoplasmic reticulum. Gene Ontology annotation, molecular function: mannosyltransferase activity. The transcript is spliced from 2 exons. The record is from RefSeq and is a predicted model, not a curated record. NCBI's taxonomy places the organism in Eukaryota, Metazoa, Chordata, Actinopteri, Syngnathiformes, Syngnathidae.